UAUAAAUCUAUUGAGCCAUUUCUAAAAAAGAAGACUACACCGAAAGACGGAGAACGGGAACAUUAUCAAUCGAUCGCUGAUCGCAAGAAACUUGAUGGUCUUUAUGAAUGUAUUUUGUGUGCUUGCUGCUCCACUUCGUGCCCCAGUUAUUGGUGGAAUUCAGAUGAAUAUCUUGGACCAGCAGUUUUGUUGCAAGCGUAUAGAUGGAUGAUUGAUUCGAGAGACGAUUACGCCCAAGAACGUCGGGAAGCACUUCAAAAUAAAUUCUCAGUCUAUCGUUGUCAUACCAUUAUGAAUUGUACGAGGACAUGCCCGAAAGGGCUAAAUCCUGGCCGAGCAAUUGCUAUGAUCAAAAAGGAAAUGGCAUUAGAGUGA
This is a messenger RNA of Racocetra persica, 375 nucleotides long. The record is from the annotation of a GenBank genome assembly. Lineage: Eukaryota; Fungi; Glomeromycota; Glomeromycetes; Diversisporales; Gigasporaceae.